Molecule: messenger RNA, 1314 nt
Organism: Fusarium proliferatum ET1
Lineage: Eukaryota; Fungi; Ascomycota; Sordariomycetes; Hypocreales; Nectriaceae
Exons: 1
Coding region: 1-1314 (437 amino acids)
Source: RefSeq, a predicted model, not a curated record
AUGUACACCAACCUAAUUUCCCAGGGCAUACUCGUCCUCGGGUCCCUCGGGUACGUCGCUGCGACAAACCCUGGCUGCGUGCAUCCCUGCAUCCAGCUUCCCCAAGGCCAUCACGAACCCUGGCUCUGCCCCGUCGGAAUCCCCAGGCCUCAUUACCACAUCGGUAAAUGGCCUACUCUAGAGGAAGAAAACCUUGCCAAGGCGCUCAUCGGCCCUGUCACCAAGCAAGAUCCUUGCGGCUGGCAGUCUGAUGGCAAGCUCUGCAGAGCCUCUCAAAACGCUCAUGUCACCCUUAGCCUCGUGUCUUCAGAUCCCCUUACUGUCAAGGUCAAGAUCAGCAACCAUGAUGCCUACCCAAUCACCUUUUGGACAAGGUACUCUCCUCUCAGCCAGCAUGCCUUUGACUAUGAGUACUUCACGAUCACCCCCCUAGGUCAUCAUUCUGUUGCUGCUAAGGCUCAAGCACCUACGCCAGCGGGGUACAGGCCAGAAACUGCACCUGAACUUUCUGUCAUCUCCCCUGGCGAGGCGUUGGAGGCCGACAUUGUCCUGACCAACCCGAACCAUUUCUUCCAUAAGAUGGUGAAGGACGGUGGUGACAUUGAAAUCGGUAUGUCGGGACGGUGGAAUGGCUUCUGGGCUGCAACUGCGCCUGAAGUCAUGAACAGUGAUUUGGGCUAUUCCUGCAACAACAUCUGGAGCAGCCUGGGCCUCACUUGGUCUGCGCAGAACAAGCUGCUGCUACGCUUUCCUAAGCAGCAUUAUGUCUCCUCGGAGCCGUCCUAUUCUGUCCCGAAACAUGGAGCUGAGCCUGAAACUAGUGCGGGUAAUGAGCCUACAUAUGGCGAUAAAUCGUCACGAGUCGGUUCCGACGUUGCAGAUGAGACGGAAAAAAGUUCAAGCAUAGAGCAAUCUGAGUCUACGAGUCCAAAGGAUGACGCAAAGCCUGUUAGUGGCCAGCUAGCCACUGAAUCGCCAGCUGCCAAGUCCCCAGCAGGUGAAUCGCUACCAACUGAGUCACCAGGAUCGGCCAUCCCAGAGGAUCCAGCUAGUGAGGAGCCAGGGUCAAAUAGUGCCUCACAGUGUGUUACGGAAAAGGUCGCCACUACACCUGCACCGGCUGAAUAUGGCCGCACUGAGGAGGGGCUCAAAUUGACAACAGCUACGCAAAGCUGGAAAACCAUGGCCUCUACUACCACCCAGCCAGGAUCUGCUCGCUUAGAGAAAAGGGAUUGCUGCCCACCACCACCAGAUUGUCCUCAUUGCGACGGCAAAGGCCCUUACAAAGAGGGCUGUGAAUGCAAGGCUGAUUAG